Messenger RNA from Anolis sagrei ordinatus, 1070 nucleotides. RefSeq names its product ankyrin repeat domain 39 (gene ANKRD39). Gene Ontology annotation, molecular function: protein binding. Lineage: Eukaryota; Metazoa; Chordata; Lepidosauria; Squamata; Anolidae. The record is from RefSeq and is a predicted model, not a curated record.
UGGCGCCUGCCAAGGAGAAGGGGGAGUGCUGUUGUGGGAAGGCGAAUUUCAACAUGUUUUCAACGGAUUUUUAGGAAAUUGAGGUUAGAGAAACCCUUCUCUCCAAAUUGGGAGCAGCUGAGAAAGGAGGGAGCGUUGAAAUGGAUCUGUAGCUGCUCCUCGUACUUGUAACAUUUAGAUGAGAUGGUAUUCCCAAGGAGGGCAAUUGAAAAUGGCUUCCUCCCCAGGAUGCGGCAAGAAGGACUCCUGUUGCUCCCACCGGAUGGCAGUGCCCAGCGUUCACCAGACUCUGGACGAGAUGGAUUUUGAGAGAGGGAUUUGGUGUGCUGCUCUGAACGGAGACCUCGAGAAGGUCAAACGGCAUGUCCUGAAUCAUGGAAACCCCAGUGAGCCCGAUGCCUUUGGAUAUACUGCUUUGCACUACGCCAGCCGCCACGGGCAUUAUGACGUCUGCCGUUUCCUCCUGGAGAGGGGAGCCCUUUGCGAUGCCCAGACCCAUGGUGGGGCCACGGCACUCCACCGCGCAGCUUACUGCGGCCAUACGGACGUUGCCAAGCUUCUGCUGUCCCAUGGGGCCAACCCGGGUGCCACAGACGAUGAGGGGAAGACCUGCCUGCACAAGGCAGCUGAGAAUGGACACCGUGAGGUCUGCCACCUUCUUCUGGAGCACAGUGCAGGGCUGAGGCAGGUGCGGGACAAGAGCCUUCGGCGCCCCUGUGACCUGGUUCCAGACCAGAAGGAAGACCUGAGGAAGCAGCUUUCUGAACAAUGAAUUGUUUGCUGAUGGUUCAAGAAACCAGGCUGUUCUUUGAGGCCUCUGUUUCUCAACUCUGGCAUCCUCCAGACGUUUAGACCCUUUCCUAGGUUCCCUUGCCACUAGUUUUGCUGGCUGGAGUUUUACAUCAAAAAUGACAGGAGGGCCAAAGCUAGAGAACUAUUGUCAUAGGGAACAGACUUCAUACCAUUUCUGUGUUUGUUGUCUUCCAGUAUUGCAACACAGCAACUGGAAACCAAAUCUGCUUUUUGUUCUGUUUUGUUUGGAACAAGGCUAGGCGUCUUUUGCUCCUUUG